CCGCGGUAGAAGCAUCAGGCACUUGGAGCCUUUCAUGGGGGCGAGGAGGGCGAUGUGCUGCUGAGAAAAGCGAGGGAAAAACCAGGCCGGAUCACCGCAAGGAAGCACCUGCGCUGGGGCCCUUCCUGCCUACCUUCCCACCCGCCAGCACCGCCCGGCUUCUGUUCACACUUGGAAAUGGGUCAUGAGACCUAAAGUAUAUUGAAGUACAAGGAACAUUUUUCAGCUUGAAUGAACAAGUUCCUGCUGGGGACUGUGUGGAAGGAUGGCAGCUGCAGAACCCUUGACUGCUUUUUCUCGGUGGUACCUCUAUGCCAUUCAUGGCUACUUCUGCGAGGUUAUGUUCACAGCUGCCUGGGAAUUCGUGGUCAAUUUCAACUGGAAGUUCCCAGGUGUCACCAGUGUAUGGGCACUUUUCAUCUAUGGCACUUCCAUCCUCAUUGUAGAAAAGAUGUAUCUGUAUAUGAAAGACAAGUGUAACAUACUAGUGCGCUGCCUCAUUUAUACCCUGUGGACGUAUCUGUGGGAGUUUACCACCGGCUUCAUUCUGCGUCAGUUCAAUGCCUGCCCUUGGGACUAUUCACAGUUUGACUUGAACUUCAUGGGUCUCAUCACCCUGGAGUAUGCCAUUCCAUGGUUCUGUGCAGCAUUUAUCAUGGAACAGUUGGUCAUCAGAAACACCUUACGUUUACGGUUUGAUGAGAAUGCUGAACCAGGGGUUCCCUCAACUCCUGUGACCUUGGCCAAUGGCCAUGUGAAGACUAAUUGAAUAGUAACUUAGGGCUGCACUUGAUUAAAUGAACUCUCCUGACCCCUUCACUGGAGACCUGUAAUGACAGCUUCAAAAACAAAACUCCUGCUUCCUGUAUGAUAAAGAAAACUCCUGUUGGAGGUGUGCAUGAAAAAGUGGAACCAGUAGAUUUUCUAUGGAUUUUACUUUUUGUUUUUUAAAUUGCAAGUAGCACUGCCAGCUACCUGUUGGCUAGAUAGUUUCUGACUUGUAACUUACUAUAUGAACAGUUCUAUUACCUGCAUUUUAUUGCAUAUGUAAAAAAUAAGAGAAAUGCUAGUAUAGCUUGUACAAAAAAACAAGUUAGUAAAUUGGCACAGAUGCCCCUGUUAACUUAGUGAUUGGCUUAUAUUUCAUUAGGCAAUAUUCAGGUGCUUGCUUGCAACCAAUACCUCCCAUGGAACCUGAGAUGCUGCAGGGUCAAGGAAGAAUCAACAGUUGCCCAAUAGUGGCAGUCUACUGGGGAGGUAUAAUUUGCCCUCUCGUGUGCUCCUUCUAAGGCUUUUAUAUUGCACCAUAGUGUAUGGUAUUAUGGUGCUGGACAUCUGGCUGGAUUUAUAUUUUUAAAAGAUAACUUUUUGAAUCAUCCAUUCUGAUGCUCAUUAGAGAGCCUGUUCUCCCAUGCCCAUCUCUCUCUCUCUCUCUUUAAUAAAGACCUGGUGUACUGGAUUAUUUUUAUCGUUGUACAAGCUGCGCUUUGGUCAAGUAGCCAAGACUGGGAGGAAAAUGACUGAAGUCUUCCCUGCUUCUUAUCUUUACUGUUUGUAGUGGAGCUCAACAGAAGGGCUACUUCAGGUCUGAUUCUUGCAACCCCCUUAGCCGCUGAUCACAUCACUGAGAUCUCUCCUUCUCAAGAAGUUUUGUUCCCUGUGAUACUGAUGGCUAUAAAAAUGGACCAUUGGUCCUGGGAUUACAGUCCUCAUGGCAGCUGGGUUCAUCAGGAGUUGGAAUCCUGAACGGCAGACUGCCUGCUCCUUGUGUUUAUUAUUUUAUGUCUGCACCAAUUUGAUCUCAUCUAAGUCUGCCUGGUGAUCUCCAGGUACUAACAGCAGUGCAGCAAGCGCUGUUUGUUAAACUAUUUGUGAACAGGAGAACUGCCUUAUAGUAAGGAGCACUAUAGGAUCCCUCUCCAGGUUCUUCUGGAUGGGCUGUGACAGCAUAGCAAGAGCUGCAGGUAUGUUCUGCUUUAGAGCACACUAAGCUUGAAGGAGGUGUGAAGGUCCCAAGCAGGUACUUAACAAGAAGUUGUAAUGAGAAAGAUGGAUGGUAUCUGGUGGCUACCAAAGAAUAUCUCUUUUUGUUCUGAGGAUUCUUGGGCUGUUUCAAGUAGCAAGCAUCUAAUAGCCUUAAGAGGAGGGUAUACUAUAACUAGGCCUCCUGGACCAGAAGAAUUCCAGGUAUCAUUUGCACUGAAUGGAAUGGAAUUGCACUAGCAAUGAGGUUGGGCUUGUGAUGUGAAUGUUCUUAUGUGGCUGCAGAGCCUCUUCUGUUUUGUUAAACAUGUGGCUGCAUAAUUAUUUGGCUGGCCUUUGUUUGUUUUGUCAGUCUGAUACAACUGUUUGUUGCUCCAUUCUCAGAAAAAGAAAGACAUCCUGUCACUUUGGGUGGGUUCUACAUUGUCUUAUGAAUAAGAGUAGCAUUAACUUGUCAGAGUGUGAUUGUCUUGUUCCUUUCCAUUUCCCUCAGGUCUUAUAUCCAUUGCUGGCAAUGGAUGGGCAGGGACGCUGGCCCCAGGAGCUCAGUCACAUCCAUCCUGUGACAGACAGCAGGCUCCUUGAAAUACUCAGAAAACUCACAGAGAGAUUAGCGUUCUCUUUUUAUAGGUUAUCAGUUUUUUAAAAACAAGUAACGACUCAAACUAUGUUUCCUGUCCAGUAUGAUGCCAUUCAUAGAGAUUAAUGUAGCAGCCAUACAACAACAGUCAUCUACAUUGGAAAAUAAGACAGAAGGGCAAUUUGUUAACAACAGAAUUAUGGUCUUAAGCCUUCUUAGCUGAUAAUGGGACAGUGUGAGUACUGUGAAAAUAAGUAUUCUCUUAUUGCUUCUCUUCUGAAAGGUUCUGUCCUGCAUCCCAAAAAACAAGAAAAUCUUGUAAAGGUUCUAGAUAUUGCUGGUUCCUCCUCACAAAUACUGAAAGAAAAAUACAAGUGUUCUGUAAAAGGAAGAGUGCAAACAGAAAAUGGGGUAUACCUACGCUUUCUGAUAACCACUGUGUAUAAAACAUAGUAUAAGGCAGAAUAAGUGCAUUCUCACCACUAACUAGUCACCACCCACUUUCAAUAAGUUUAGACACUCAGUUCUGUUUGUUUUCCUUUCCUGCUUUGACCAGGAAUCCUGUGCUCCUUUGCGUCUGUAUUCUUAAGUAGCACAGUUACUUAAAAACUGGACAACAGUUGCUUAUACUAAAGAAUGGCUUCUGGCCUUUAACUUAUGGGCAUCUUCUACAAAUGAGCUUCAUUUUCCCGUGGUGCAUUAAUGUUGCACCACCUAAAGCUUAUUUUAUGCUGUUAUCUCUGAUUGAUACUCUGAGAUGUGCCCUCAAAGACCUGUAAUUUUCACACAGAAGUGCACUUUAUUUGCAGUUUGCACACCGGGAACUGAGCUGGGCCUCAUAUCGUCAUCCUUCCCCAAGUAACCCCUGCUAGAUGUUCCAUUGACCAAUCAGCAUUGUUUUUAACAGCGAUUUGCAGCCUCUAUCAGUUACUGUAUCAGAUCCUGUAGCUCUCCUUACUCUUUUUGGAGGAAUGCAACUCAGUUGCAGCCAGAGAUUCCACCCAUUUUAUUUCAUUUACCUUUUCUCUUUUGAUUCAAGUGAAAACUACUGAUGUUGUUUUGCAGCUGAACUGCUUAAACUGCAAAGCAAUGACAGCCACAUUGCUGCCAACAAUCACAUAGAAGCUGUGCAGCAGAGGAAGCACUUGUGUCUAAAAUAGAUAAUAAAAACGCACACAAUCCUCAGUUAAAAUAUUUGCUUGUAUGUGUAUCUUCCUCAGUAGAUUAAAGUUGCCUGUUUGAAUUCACCAGCAAUAAAAACUUGUGGUUUGUU
Messenger RNA from Eublepharis macularius, 3836 nucleotides. RefSeq names its product transmembrane protein 229B (gene TMEM229B). Lineage: Eukaryota; Metazoa; Chordata; Lepidosauria; Squamata; Eublepharidae. The transcript is spliced from 3 exons. The record is from RefSeq and is a predicted model, not a curated record. The coding region runs from base 266 to 769 and encodes 167 amino acids.